Caenorhabditis remanei is the source of this 807-nucleotide messenger RNA. RefSeq lists its product as uncharacterized. Gene Ontology annotation, cellular component: membrane. The record is from RefSeq and is a predicted model, not a curated record. The coding region runs from base 1 to 807 and encodes 268 amino acids. Gene Ontology annotation, biological process: sensory perception of chemical stimulus. Gene Ontology annotation, molecular function: G protein-coupled receptor activity. Lineage: Eukaryota; Metazoa; Nematoda; Chromadorea; Rhabditida; Rhabditidae. The transcript has 7 exons.
AUGUAUAACUACUCUGUGGCGAUUAACGAUGAAUACUGCAAAAUUAUGUUCCCUGGAGCAUUCCAUCCAGCAUUCCAGCUUGUCAAGGUCUAUCACAUCCUUCUGUCAAUAGUAUCCAUGUUUUCCAUAACUUAUUUCUUUGUCAACUAUAACAAUCAGUUAGCAUUUCAUUUCAAUAUUAAGAUCUUGUUUUACUAUCAAUUCUUAACAUGCUUCACACAAUCCACCACUUUAGCCAUCUCACAGGUCAUUGUUCCAGCACUAACUUGUCUUUACAUGUAUUAUGAUGAUGAGUUUAAUUAUCCACAAAUGAGUGCAAUGGCAACAUCUCCUUAUAGCCUUGUCAAAAUAAACUACAUUUUCAUCUCUGUCAACGUAAUGAAUUUUAUCACAUUGAUGCAUUCUAUCGGGCUCUAUCGACAUAAUCAACGGAAGAUCAACGUAGUAAAAAACCGAGACCAAUUCAUCCUCUCCUCUCGUUUCCAAAUGAAUGAGAACAUCAUCUCGUCAAGAUUACUCUGGUGGUUAUCCACAGCUCAACUCAUCAUUUUCCUAUCCUAUGGAUGUUUAAUGUACAGUCUUCGAAUAUUCUUAACAGGCCCAAGAAGUGCCGUUUGGCAAGCUGUAACGGAGUUAUGUUAUACACCUCCCCUUUAUUGUGCAAUAAUGCCAAUAAUUUGUAUAAUUAGCGCUCAAAACUCAUUGAAGGAGCGUAACUCGAAAAUUCAGUCAUUGAUUACGUUGAGAUCCGUCGGAAAGGAGGGAUGGGAUAACUAUCAGGGCAUGCUUCAGAAGCAAUGGGCGUGA